GGGGUGUGCUGGCCCGGCCGGGCUGCAUGUUAGCGGCGCUCUCUCUCUUUCUCAGCCGCGGUCUCCAUAUUGAGGAGGCCUCGGGGCUGGGGGUGCGGGCGGAGGCGGUGGAAGGGCUGGGCCCCGCGUCCAUGCAGAGGGUGGCCGGGUUGGCUGCAGGUGGGCAGGUGGCUGGUUCAUAGGCAGGCAGGCUGGAUGCGUCUCUCUCCAUAGUAUCGUAUCGGGCGGGCGUGGGGGACUGACUGGGCAUUGUGACGGCGGCUGCCUCUGGGAAGUGGGUGGCUUGGCACUGCUGACGGCUGAGGAGAGCCUCCCCUCUGGGGGCCCUGGUGCUGGUUCUAGUUGCUGAGAUAGUGGGGGAGCGUGGUAGGCAGGCAGGCUCGGGUUGUACCCCCCGGAGAAGGGCUAACAAGACUGUUGAGGGUGUGUUUAGACGGAGCAGGGGGGUGAGUAUUUUGGAAGGGACUGGUGGACCUCAGUGAAUGGCUCUCUGAGGAGGAGUUGUCUGAAGUUGGGGUUGUCAGUAGAAAUAGGGUGAGCUUGGAUCCCAAAAGUGGGAAGCUAGGGCUGUCAGGGAAAACCCAGAAGGUUUGCCUUGGUUUGGGGCUCUUGAGGGGCUGCUGGUCAGUGACCCUCUGUGGAAUUUGAGUAGAUUGGGAUAUCUGAGGGUUAUUUGGUUGUGAGGGUGCUCCCUCACGUGCACCCACAGACAGCAGAGUGUUUCUGUGGGAGAGGUUAUGUGGGGUUUCUGGUAGGAAGGAGGCGUGCUUCAAUACCAGAGGAGGGUUCAACUGGGGCUGCAAGUUUGUUUGCAAAAGUGCUGCUUUAAAGUGGCAGGCUGCUUAAAGGUUUGGAACAGGAUAGUUACUUGUUCUGUGGGUCCUUAUGGGGGCAAUGUUGCUUUAAAAGGGAGACAUCUAGGAUAAGCAUGGUAUCUGAAGAUCUGCAAGGAGCAUCUUAGAGUACCGUUGAACCAUCUGGAGGAGUUGUGUGUCUGCUUCCAACUAGUGAACUCCUGAAGUGCGGUGAAAAGAUGGCUUGGGCUCUGAAGUUACCACUAGCGGAUGAAGUCAUUGAGUCGGGGCUGGUUCAGGAUUUUGAUGCCAGCCUCUCGGGUAUUGGCCAAGAGCUGGGCGCUGGUGCCUACAGCAUGAGUGAUGUCCUUGCUCUGCCCAUCUUUAAGCAAGAAGAAUCCACCUUGCCUCCUGACAAUGAGAACAAAAUCUUGCCAUUUCAGUACGUGCUGUGUGCUGCCACUUCCCCUGCUGUGAAACUCCAUGACGAAACUCUCACCUAUCUCAAUCAAGGUCAAUCUUACGAAAUCAGAAUGCUGGAUAACAGGAAGAUUGGAGAACUGCCUGAGCUAAAUGGGAAACUUGUAAAGAGUAUAUUUAGAGUGGUGUUCCAUGAUCGGCGGCUUCAGUAUACAGAACAUCAGCAGUUAGAAGGCUGGAGGUGGAACAGGCCGGGGGACAGGAUACUGGAUAUAGAUAUUCCAAUGUCAGUGGGAAUAAUCGAUCCCAGGGCAAAUCCGACACAACUGAAUACUGUAGAAUUUCUUUGGGAUCCUUCAAAAAGGACUUCUGUAUUUAUUCAGGUGCACUGCAUCAGUACAGAGUUCACGAUGAGGAAGCAUGGUGGAGAGAAAGGUGUGCCAUUCAGAGUCCAGAUCGAUACCUUUAAGGAGAACGAGAAUGGGGAGUACACGGAGCACUUGCAUUCCGCCAGCUGCCAAAUCAAAGUCUUCAAGCCCAAAGGAGCCGAUAGGAAGCAAAAGACAGACAGAGAGAAGAUGGAGAAGCGAACUCCUCAUGAGAAGGAAAAGUAUCAACCUUCGUAUGAGACUACAAUACUUACAGAGUGCUCUCCAUGGCCAGAAAUCACCUAUGUCAAUAACGUGCCAUCACCUGGCUUCAGCAGUUCUCACAGCAGCUUCUCUAUCAGUGAAGGCACCUUGGAGAUUAUACCUGGAGUUGCUAGGAGAAAAUCAGUCCUCAAAAAUGGGUCUCCAAAUCACCAGCCCGAACCUCCUGCUCCAAUUACAGAUAACCUAUUGCCAACUUCCACCCCUCAGGAAGCGCAGCAGUGGCUGCACCGGAAUCGCUUCUCCACCUUUUCACGUCUUUUCACAAAUUUCUCAGGGGCAGAUUUACUGAAAUUAACUAGAGAAGAUGUCAUACAGAUUUGUGGUCCUGCAGAUGGCAUCAGGCUCUUUAAUGCGUUGAAAGGACGGAUGGUACGGCCAAGGCUGACUAUCUAUGUCUGCCAAGAGUCACAGCAGUUAAGGGAUCAGCAGAAGCAUGAAGAUGGGGAUGCAGCCAACAGUACUUUCUUUGUCUACCAUGCCAUCUACUUAGAGGAGUUAACUGCUUUGGAGCUGACAGAGAAAAUUGCCCAACUCUUCAGCAUUUCCUCUCAACAGAUCAGCCAGAUCUACAAACAAGGCCCCACAGGGAUACAUGUACUUAUCAGUGAUGAGAUGAUACAGAAUUUUCAAGAUGAAUCAUGUUUUGUCUUGGACACAAUGAAAGCUGAAACCAAUGACAGUUACCACAUCAUCUUAAAAUAGAUGGAAACUGGGACUUGCCACAUCUUCUCAUGUGUACACACACGUGUGUACACACACACACCCCACACACUUUGCCACCUGUUCUGGCACCUGGACACCAAAAGAGACCCACAAAAGCAACUGAAACUCAUCUUACUUCCACAGUAUGUUGCCUGUUGAACAACCUGUACCGUUGUUGGCAUGCAGGUAGACAUCUCUUGUAAGCACACUCCUGCUUGUUCAGAGUUCAACUACAUGGCUACACCCACUUACCUGGUAAAAACUGCCAACCUGAUCAGUGAUGGAAACUUUGCAGUUAGGUCUUGGAGGGGGAUGCCAGGCAGUGAGGACCUGCCUACAGAUUGGAGCUGCAAUAUGAAGAUGAAUACGCACACCCUGGGCAUCUCUGGAAGCACGCAUCCAAUUCGGCAAGCCUCUUUAUGGCAUGUUUCAGCUGUUCAAGCUUUCUGGAUAUGAUCUGAUAGAGCCAGGGGGGUGCCAAAGGUUUUGUUUUUUUUUAAAUUAAAAAAACUGUUCUGGUGACUCAUUUAGGCAGAGGAGCAUGUGCGCAUGCGUACAUAUGAGUGGCUGUACCUUCUCUGCCAAUAUAAAGUUAGGAUAAACUUGGGUUUAUGAAACCUAGCAUCCAUAGGAUGGCUUGUGACUCUUACAGUCCAGUUCAAGAGACUUAAAACUGGACAUCAUGAGCUGUCCCUUUGUUUACUUAAUUAACCCAUCUCCCUGAUAGUGGGAGUUGGGGAAGGUGAAGGAUGUCAAACCCCCAUAUGGGUUACUUAUUUGGGAUGUGUAGAAUUGAUGUAGGCCAGUGCUGAAUGAAAUCCCAUGGAAGGAUUUGCGUAGUUGGGUCGUUAAAGAAAGGGCUCCUCCAGCAAUAGCUUAUAGUGCUUGUAGAAGCCUGGGAAAAGCUCCAUGGUGACAAAGUGCCUGCAUAUCUGUUUCCAAGGCAGCAACCAAUUGCUCGGGUAAAGGCUUCAGCCAUCUGAAAUGGAUGCCAAAAUCCAUUUUCUGAGUUUUAAGAGAGAAAUGGGGGAAGUGCUAGGGCUUCAAAGAUGACGCCUAAAAGUGUAUGGGUGGGCAGCUUGUCUGAAGAAUAAAGCCUACUUCUCCUUGGCCUUCCAAUCCCUCUAGCAGAGUGAAAAACCCAUGGUAAUGCUCAAAGUUCCUCCCAAUUUAGCUUGCAAGCUGUACCCUCAUUGUAUAUCACGGUGAGAAGGAUCCAGGCUAAGUUGGUCAUGACUAAGCACCAUUGAAAUAAAUGAGCUGAGUUAGUCAGGGCAAACUUAAGGCCCAUUUUUUUCACUUAGUCAUGGGGGGCCUAGUGAUGACUAACUUAGUCUGGAUAAUGCACAGUCAAGGUCUUCACAGGCAUUGCCAUGGCCAUAGAGCUGGAAGUUAGUAUAGGCUGUUUUUAACCUGAAUGAGGAAGGUGGGGAAAAUAACUUUCAUUUUAUUAAAUGAAACUAUGGGUGGGUGGGUGGGUGUGGGUGUGCUUGCGUGUCUCCAUCCCUAUCCUCGGAGUACUGGAUUGUUUGAGUAGUCUGUAUCAAUUUUACGUGAUUUUCUACCAAAAAUGUGUGUUUUUAAAAAAAUAGAUUUAAUUUGUUGUCUCAAAGAAGGCAGAACUCUGGGCCAGGUCAAGUGAAAUAAAGGAAAGAAGAGAACAAAACACAACCUGACAGUUGCGUAUCUGCAGCUUUUAAGCAGAAGCUAAAAUAUUACUCCCUAUCACAUUGAAGUAAAGAGAGAUCAGCUUGUUUUCAGCAGAUUUCCAGUCCAGUUGCCUUUGGAGCCUGACUAUGGCAUAGUCUAGUCCCACUUCCAAGAAGAUAAGCCAAAGGUGGCAUUUUGUUUGCAUUAAGGAAAAACCAAGACUCUGCAAUCAUUGACUUAAAUGGCUUAAGCAGUGUGCUGGAUCAGAUUGGAAACAAUGAUGGAACCAGUUUAGUGGUGGCCCAGAAAUAUCCACAUCUUUGGCCUCUAUAUUGAACAAAGCCAGUUUCCUCAUGUUCCAUUCCUAUUGAUGACUCUCCACAUAUAGUUUGAGCUAGCAUAAAAUUUGUGAACUAGCCUCAUCCCAGCCGUAAUCAAAGAUGGUGCAGAUCAAAUGAUGAAGCUUGUACUGGUGCUGGCUUUUGACGUACCUGCUGAGAAGGAUAAUCCUCGUUGUCCAUUCUCAACAGUACUUAAUUUUCAGUGCACAACUGGAAGUAUAAAUUUUAUCCCCUUCAUCCCUUGCCCCACAAAAUCCCCUGAGCUGGAAAAAAAGUCAUGUGGUUCUGCAAACCUCAAUGAGGGUAGCACCAUUCAUGUGCAAUGAGAGUACACCAUUCUUCUGAGCGCUGUAAUGAUUUAUGUCCUACUUUUUUGUUCCGUUUGUUUGGCUAAACCAUAGAAUGAAAUUAUGAACUCUAAAA
This is a messenger RNA of Hemicordylus capensis (graceful crag lizard), 4983 nucleotides long. It is a transcript of the gene TFCP2, whose product is annotated as transcription factor CP2. The coding region runs from base 1034 to 2569 and encodes 511 amino acids. The record is from RefSeq and is a predicted model, not a curated record. Gene Ontology annotation, cellular component: nucleus. Gene Ontology annotation, molecular function: RNA polymerase II cis-regulatory region sequence-specific DNA binding; DNA-binding transcription activator activity, RNA polymerase II-specific. The transcript is spliced from 16 exons. Lineage: Eukaryota; Metazoa; Chordata; Lepidosauria; Squamata; Cordylidae. Gene Ontology annotation, biological process: positive regulation of transcription by RNA polymerase II.